AUGUUAGGCAUUAAUAACAACAGCAGUAUCGAUAUCUUCCUACACACAUUUGGCUAUUUACUUAUUCUUGGUUGGUCUCUCUUAGCAACAUUCCAUAUACUUGGUCUGUUUUACGGAUUAUACAAAUUCCAUCGAAAACCAUCACAUAGUAAUCUCAAAGAAUUACCAGGUGUUUCAAUAAUUAAACCAUUGACGGGCAUUGAUACAAAUCUCUAUGAAAAUUUAAAAACCUUUUUCAAUCUUCAAUACCCUCGGUAUGAAAUACUUUUCUGUGUGCAAGAACACGAUAAAGAAUUGAUCGAUUUACUCGAGCGAUUACGGGAACAAUAUCCACAUGUCGAAUCGCAAUUAUUUGUUGCAGGAAGUGAUUUUGAAGUGAAAAUACACGAGAACGAUAUCGAUGAAGAACAAGGAAGCGAUCGGACACCGUUGGUAACUGGUUCGACUGAGGAUCUGUCACGACGACAACGAAGGUCGAUAUGGAAACGACUUUUCUGUUGCGGUUCACUUUCGCAAAAGUUAUCCGGUGAUAAAUCAUCCAAAAGUGGAGUUACGGAAAUUCGAAAUCCAAAAAUAUUUAAUAUGCUCCCUGCUUAUGAAAAAGCCCAAUAUCCGUACAUAUUAAUAUCAGAUAGCGGUUUGAUGAUGCAUGAAAAUACUUUAUAUGAUAUGGUUAUGUGUAUGACUGAUACAGUUGGUCUUGUUCAUCAAAUGCCAUUUACUUGUGAUAGAAAAGGUUUUGCUGGGUCUGUUGAAAAGGUCUAUUUCGGUACUCAACAUGCUCGUAUGUAUAUGACAAUCAAUUUAAUUGGGAUUAAUUGUGUUACUGGAAUGUCUUGUUUAAUACGCAAAGAAUGUAUUGAUCAUGUAGGUGGUCUACGUGCUUUUGGCCAUUAUAUAGCAGAAGAUUAUUACAUUGCAUACGAGGUUGCUAAACAAGGUUGGCAACUACGUGUGGCAUCUUCGCCUGCUCAACAAAACUCGGGCGAAUAUUCUGUAUCAACAUGGAUCGACCGAAUGGUUCGAUGGUGUAAAUUAAGAAUGCGCUUGAGCCCAUUGGCAUAUUUAGAGCCUCUCCAAGAAUGUUUUUCGUCCGCUAUCUUGGCAGGUUUAGUAACAAACUAUUUAUUUGAAUGGAAUGCGCUCGUUGUUGCUGCCUGCCAUAUCCUUAUCUGGUUUAUCCUUGAUUAUUUGAUGCUUCGAAUAACUCAAGGCGGUGCACUUCCAUUUUCGAAAUUUGAAUUCGCAAUAGCAUGGCUUGUGAGAGAACUUUCUUCGUUUUACAUAUAUUUCAAAGCAUUCACGGGCUCAUCCACGGUCAAAUGGCGUGGAAAAGAGUAUCGUCUCGGUUCUGGUACACGAGCUGAAGAACUGACUCCUACACCUUCCCCUCCACCUGCCCCAUCCCUUCUUGUCGAAUCAUCUUCAUCAUCUAUGUCAACUUCCUCUUCAUCGUCUUCCUCCUCAUCGACUAAUUCCAUAUCACCUGUGGCUGGCCCACACAUUCUUUCAUCGUCCCUAUCUACGAAACAACCAUCUCAGAUUGUCUAG
Messenger RNA from Adineta ricciae, 1551 nucleotides. The record is from the annotation of a GenBank genome assembly. NCBI's taxonomy places the organism in Eukaryota, Metazoa, Rotifera, Eurotatoria, Adinetida, Adinetidae.